AUGACCAACUAUUCUCUGUUAGUCAAGAUUCAAGGGCAGAGGGCCAUACAGCAACUCAGCCAGCAAGGCAAUAAGCUCUGCUUGGCUUUUGGAGUAGAAAACGGGGAACCCAAGGUCAUUGCAUCAAGCUCAAACCUUGCACCCAAUAUCCAAAUCCGGUGGAAUGACGACUAUGCUAUGGCUGCCAGUCAGUCCAACUUCAUGCAAGGAGCCUAUGUUGAGGCAUCGACUGAUCUCAGCCCCAUCAGGCCCGGUCAGACCUACACCUUGAGCCCAGACUUUCAAGGCAGUGUCAAUGACGGUGGGCCCCAAGGCGGUUUUCGCUUCAAGAACCAGGCCGACAGAGCCUCACCCGUCAUCUACAGAACAAUGGGCUUCGACAAGGCUCCAAUCUACGUCGGUUCCUCGCAAAUCCCGAGAGGCGCCAGUCAGGAUAUUAAGCUCAAUAACAAGGUCACGGUUUGGUUUGGCAGCGAUGGCCAAACUGGAACCAUGAUCGAUGGAAUUUAUGCACAGAGCAUUCAGAUUGACAUGUCGCAAAGGACUAACGCUGUAGUCAACUUUGGUGACGAUUUUAGGUGGUCGCUGGAGCAGUAA
Molecule: messenger RNA, 597 nt
Organism: Fusarium mangiferae
Lineage: Eukaryota; Fungi; Ascomycota; Sordariomycetes; Hypocreales; Nectriaceae
Exons: 3
Coding region: 1-597 (198 amino acids)
Source: RefSeq, a predicted model, not a curated record